GUGAGUCUCAUGCCUUACGAGGUCCUGGCGCUCUCUCCAAAGGAGGGUUUUGCCGCCUUUGUGCCCAGAGCCAAAAACGUCUCGCGCAUCCUCGAGGAGUUCGAUGGGGACAUCACGGAGUUCAUCAAGAAGCACUGUAGCGGUUCUACCUCCUCAGCCUACGACCGCUUGUGCGGAAGUACCGCGGGGUACUGUGUGGCCACCUAUCUUCUAGGAGUUGGAGAUCGUCAUCUGGACAACAUCAUGAUGACGGAGGAUGGUCACUUCUUUCACAUCGACUUCGGUUUCGUCCUGGGCGACGACCCAAAGCCGGGUGCACCCUCGGUGAGGGUGCCUCGGGAAGUCCUGGAAGUCUUGAGGCUAUCUGGCAGAUACGACCGUUUCCGCGAACUUCUCAAGGAGGCCUUCACGCUCAUUCGGCGCACUGCCCGCUUGUGGACGGCGCUGCUUUCACUGGCGUCCAGUGCUGGCGGGAAUGGCGUGACAGUGCUGCGAGAUGACGCAGAAAGAGCCAUCCAUACUGUUCGGGAGCGGCUCCACCUUGAGCUGGAUGAUGCAUCGGCUGCUGCUGAGAUCACUGCGGAGGUUGAGCACAACGCAGCGGCCAUGCUUCCUAUCAUCUACGACAAGCUGCACCAGGCCGGCCUAUUCUGGCAUUGA
This is a messenger RNA of Symbiodinium pilosum, 660 nucleotides long. NCBI's taxonomy places the organism in Eukaryota, Dinophyceae, Suessiales, Symbiodiniaceae. The record is from the annotation of a GenBank genome assembly.